UUCUGUUUUCGAGGUUAACAAUUCUUAGCUUGAAUCUUUAGUGUUUCUCAAGGAACCAGGGAAAUGCCUUCGAAUUUGUCUGCUUCAGGGUCUUGAGCCUUCAAUCUUUGAACCCUUUUAGCACCAUGUUGGAGUCGGUAUCUUGUUGCCACAGCCCCAAGGGUUAUGACUUUGUUAAACGAAAGAGCCGCGGUGGCACAUACUCUCAAGCUAUAUCGUGGUUUUCCGGGCAUUCUUCUUACGCACCGUAUGUCAAUAGCACGCUCUUCUGUUCUCGAUCAUUAUCUGUAAAAGUCGGAACGAACAAUUGCACUCAUGAUUUAAAGCAUGUAUUCGGUGGCACGCCUUCUCCUCCUUUGGUACCAUCUAAUUUGAGAGGACUCAAUUUCUGCCAUGAUAGACUGCUCCGCCGGAGAAGGUCACGAAUCCAUGCGACAGUUGAGGUUGCAAGUGCUCUUGAUGUCAUCAAUGAUUUAGGACUGGAUACUCUGACAUUCUUGGCUGUGACCGUCUUGGUUGUUCCUACAUUCAAGAUAUUUAGAUCAAGCCCUAUACUUGGCUUCUUCUUUGCCGGGGUUGUACUGAAUCGGUUUGCAUUGAUUAGAAAUAUUACAGAUGUCAAAGUCCUGUCUGAAUGGGGGAUACUUUUUCUGCUGUUUGAAAUGGGGUUAGAGCUUUCACUUGCGCGCCUGAAAGCUCUUGCUAAAUUUGCUUUUGGCAUGGGGUUGACUCAGGUCUUCUUUUCCACCCUUGCGUUCACUGCAUUUGAACUUCCACCUAAUGGGGCGGUUGGAACCAAAAUUUUGCAGUUCCUAUUUCACUCUGGAUCAGACCUGGUUAAUAUCAGAAGCGUUGAUGAAGCGAUAGUGAUUGGAGCUGCUCUAUCUCUAUCUUCUUCAGCUUUUGUUCUACAGCUUCUUGCAGAGAAGGGUGAGCUGCCAACAAGAUUUGGCUCAGCAACUCUGGGGAUACUACUACUACAGGACAUAGCCGUUGUCCCUCUCUUAGUCAUACUUCCAGUUCUCGAGAGCCAGAAUAUAACAGAGGGCAGUAUUUUGCCAAUGCUAAUUCAAGAAAGUUUAAAGGCGCUACUCGGGCUUGGUGUGCUUUCUCUUGGAGGAAAAUACAUUCUUAGGAGAGUUUUCGAGGUUGUUGCCGAAACAAGGAGCUCCGAGGCCUUUGUUGCUCUCUGCUUGCUAACAGUUGCCGGGACUUCCCUUAUGACCCAACAGUUGGGCUUCAGUGAUACGCUUGGAGCAUUUCUGGCUGGAGCAUUACUGGCAGAAACAAAUUUCCGGACACAGAUCGAAGCUGAUAUACGACCAUUUAGAGGCUUGCUACUUGGGUUAUUUUUUGUGACUACCGGAACUUCGAUUGACUUGCAGCUUCUUUACCGAGAGUGGCCGAGUAUCCUUGCGCUCUUGUCUGGUUUGAUUGUCAUCAAAACAUUGAUCAUUACAGCAAUAGGUCCUCGUGUUGGACUCACCUUGCAGGAAAGUGUAAGAGUGGGAUUUCUUUUAUCACAAGGAGGCGAGUUUGCGUUUGUCGUCUUCUCUCUAGCUAACAGCCUUGGAGUCCUACCGCUUGAGCUUAAUAAGCUUCUUAUCAUUGUCGUGGUACUCUCGAUGGCGUUAACCCCACUGCUUAACGAAGUCGGAAGAAGGGCUGCUGAUUUCGUCGAAGACAAGUUCAACAAAGAUGGUGAUGAAGAUGAGACGGUGAAUUUCGAUGCAAGUGAACCAGUUGUUAUCAUUGGCUUUGGGCAAAUGGGACAGGUACUCGCAAAUUUUUUGUCGACUCCGCUCAUUGCUGGAGUAGAUGGUGACUUCAUGGGAUUACGUUAUAUCGCUUUCGACCUCAAUCUUUCUGUUGUAAAGGCAUCUAGAAAACUUGGUUUCCCGAUUCUCUACGGAGACGGGUCACGUCCGGGUGUUCUGCAAUCUGCUGGUAUCAAGUCCCCGAAAGCUGUCAUGAUUAUGUACCGAGGAAAAAAGAGGACAGUUGAAGCUGUUCAAAGGCUUCGGCUUGCCUUCCCUUCGGUUCCGAUCUACGCAAGGGCUCAAGACCUCAAACAUCUCUUAGACUUGAAAAAAGCCGGUGCAACCGAUGCGAUUUUAGAGAAUACAGAGACGAGCUUACAACUUGGAUCCAAGCUUUUGAAAGGAUUCGGUGUCAUGUCCGAUGACGUGACGUUUCUGCGUCAGAUUUUUCGAGAUUCCAUGGAGUUACAAGCCAAAGAAGAACUCAGCAGAAGCGAUGAUCGAGAGCCGGAUAUUAUGAAGCCACUGCAGGCGAAAAUGGCCAAGGCCGAAGUGUUGACAUCACCGAUCGCAUCCGACGAUAGCUUCACUAUGAAAAGCCUGAUAGAUGGAGUUCAGGUUUCCAGGCUUGAAGGCGGUGGUGAUCGGACGGAUGACUUGUUAACCUCGUCCGAAGGCGAAUCAUCGGGAAAAAACCUGACGGAUUUAACUAAAGUACCCCUGUUUCAAGUGGCCGAAGUGGAUCUAGAAAAGAACGACGGCAUACUUAAUCGGUCCGAGAACCCGGAAUCCGUGUUGUACGGUGAAAAUAGAUAAGAGGGAACGUCGUUCCGAAAACAUCACGGCGACGAAGUCGGAAAUACAGUCAACACCUUGUGACGGACAUUAGAAACAACAAAGCUUGAAAAGUUUUGCUCAUGUUCAGUUUUCUGAAAUCACACCCCCACCUCCAUGUGUACUCUAUCAAUAUAAUGCACAAGGAGCAAUUAUUCUUUUUGUACAUUUACAUUUUCAUCAUUUAGAACAUUGUUUCAUGGUCAGAGAA
Messenger RNA from Hibiscus syriacus, 2805 nucleotides. Its product is annotated as K(+) efflux antiporter 3, chloroplastic-like. The record is from RefSeq and is a predicted model, not a curated record. Gene Ontology annotation, biological process: proton transmembrane transport; potassium ion transport. The coding region runs from base 126 to 2576 and encodes 816 amino acids. NCBI's taxonomy places the organism in Eukaryota, Viridiplantae, Streptophyta, Magnoliopsida, Malvales, Malvaceae. Gene Ontology annotation, molecular function: antiporter activity. Gene Ontology annotation, cellular component: membrane; chloroplast. The transcript has 19 exons.